Messenger RNA from Topomyia yanbarensis, 785 nucleotides. RefSeq lists its product as uncharacterized. NCBI's taxonomy places the organism in Eukaryota, Metazoa, Arthropoda, Insecta, Diptera, Culicidae. The transcript is spliced from 2 exons. The coding region runs from base 242 to 637 and encodes 131 amino acids. The record is from RefSeq and is a predicted model, not a curated record.
UUCAAAUCUCGCCAAGUAACACGUCGUUGGCUAAAACUAAGCAUGCGAUGUUACCUUGAACACGUGUCUCGAAAUUUAUGAACCAAAUCGUAGUGAAUAAGGUCUAGUAGGUAGGCAAAUCUUCAGCCGAAAAUCAAAUUUGGUAGUCAAUGCAGCUGGCCAGCUGACAGUUCCUAUUAUAAAUUAAUAAAUACAAAAUUUCGGCCACACAAAAUCUAAAUUUUUGUGAAACUUAACAAAAAUGAAUUAUUCCUGUACGGCUCGGGAUUGUCCUCAUGUUCAGUACAUUCGAAACCUUCUGGAAACCACCGAAACAUGUCGAGCGGAAGAGGUCUCCCCCGAAUGCGGAUGGAGUCGUUACCUACCUUACCUUAAGAAGAGUGCCCGCUAUAUUGUAGCAGGUCUGGAAAUCGUCAUAUGCUUCUGGUUCUUAAUGACCAAGGCCGCCUUGCAAAUCUGGCUCCGGGUGCUCGACUCGAAAAGCUACUACUGGUUGGGAUUUUUGGUGUGUGCCAGUGCACUGAUCUCUUCGCUGCCGGGGGUUCGCGGUUCAAUGUCGCUGGAAGAUGGCUUGUCGGCGGUACACGGAACUAUGACGAAACAUUGUUCGUGCAUGGCACUAAUUGCUAUUAGGUAGCGGGUUCUAGCGUAGAACGUGGAGUUUUGAUAGUCGUGGGGAUGAGAAAAAAACCGUUCACAAUUGUUUUAAUCGACGGUGCUGAUUUGAUCCGGAAAAAUAGUCAGGAGGCUAAAUUUCAAAUAAUUAUAUCUCCGUGAGAAUUGAA